Podarcis raffonei (Aeolian wall lizard) is the source of this 1969-nucleotide messenger RNA. RefSeq names its product cytochrome P450 2J2-like. Gene Ontology annotation, molecular function: oxidoreductase activity, acting on paired donors, with incorporation or reduction of molecular oxygen, reduced flavin or flavoprotein as one donor, and incorporation of one atom of oxygen; heme binding; iron ion binding. The transcript has 10 exons. Bases 152 to 1735 code for a protein of 527 amino acids. Gene Ontology annotation, cellular component: cytoplasm; intracellular membrane-bounded organelle. Lineage: Eukaryota; Metazoa; Chordata; Lepidosauria; Squamata; Lacertidae. The record is from RefSeq and is a predicted model, not a curated record. Gene Ontology annotation, biological process: xenobiotic metabolic process; arachidonate metabolic process.
AGUCCACUUUGUCUUUCAAAAGUGGAGUACAUAAAUAGGUGCUAGCUGGGAAAAUGAGAGAGGUGGCGAUGUCUCUGAUGAACGCAAAAUGCCCUCAUAAAAAGGGGAUUCCUCUCACCCGGCUCUGCCUGGAAUAAAGGAAGACCGGACCAUGGUGCGAGCAUCGGAAUCUCUGAUUACUCUGGUUCCGCGUAAGAUUCUGCGCUUGAUGAAACUGCCCUGGUCCCGCAAGCGCUACCCUCCUGGACCCCUUCGACUUCCCAUCGUCGGAGGCAUGUGGCGGUUUGGGGUCAUGCUCUCCCUGGAUACGUUAAUGAAGGUACUUCUUUCAAAAUACUUCUUCAAAAGCCACUGUCUCAAGGCAGAGAUCUAUAGUGUUCUGUCCUCAAGGAGUGACAACCACAAAGUGCUUUACUUGGCAAAGCAAUAUGGGAACAUUAGCACUGUAUGGAUUGGGCCUAUACCUGCAGUCAUACUGUCCGGCUACAAAGCAGUCAAGGAAGGCCUAAUCAACCAUUCGGAUGAUUUUGCUGACCGCCCAGAAACUCCGUUCCUUAAAAGUGCAGCAAAAAAUAGGGGUAUUGUACUUUCAAACGGUCACACCUGGAAGCAGCAGAGACGGUUCAGCGUGGUUACUAUGCGGAAGCUGGGGCUGGGGAAGAAAGGGAUGGAGCACCAAAUAGAAGAGGAGGCAAUUGAGCUUGUGGAGAUCUUUGCACGUACAAAGGGGCAGCCAUUUGACCCAUCUUUACACAUCAUCAAUUCAGUCUGCAACGUGAUAUGUGCCAUGUCCUUUGGAUAUCGAUUUUCUGUUGAAGAUAAAGAAUUCCUGAGGCUGAUAGAAGCCAUUCGGAUUAGCUUACAGUUUGGAGGCAGCUUCUUUCAUGGCCUCUAUGAAAUUCUCCCGUUUGUCAUGAAAUUUCUCCCGGGGCCUCACAAAACUGCAUUGUCCUCCAUGGAGAUGGUCUUUUCAUUUGCGAAGAACGAGAUAGCGAAGCACAAGGAAGACCAGACCGUGCAUGAGCCAAUAGACUUCAUUGAUUUCUAUCUAUCUCAGAUGGAGAGGAACAAGGAUGACCCCUAUUCUACUUUCAAUGAAGACAACCUGGCUCAGUGUAUUUUUGACCUCUUUAUCGCUGGAACAGAGACAACUGCUACCUCUCUGCAAUGGGCGCUGCUCCUCAUGGUGACACAUCCAGAUAUUCAAGAGAAAGUCUACCAGGAGAUGGAUGAUGUUUUCGGUUCGUCUCACUCAAUCCGCUACCAAGAUCGGAAGAAGCUGCCCUACACCAAUGCUGUGAUUCACGAGAUCCAGCGUUCAAGAUAUAUCUUAUUAUUUGGGGUUCCAAGGCAAACCGUGAAGGACGUGAACUUGCACGGUUUUCACAUUCCAAAGGGGGCUGUGAUUGCUCCAGAUCUCCGCUCUGUUCUUCUUGAUCCUAAGGAAUGGGCAACACCUAAAAAGUUCAACCCAAAUCAUUUUUUGGACGAGGACGGGCAGUUUGUGGACAGAGAAGCAUUUCUGCCAUUUGGCGCAGGUGCUCGGGUGUGUCCAGGGGAGCAACUGGCAAAGAUUGAGCUCUUCAUCUUUUUCACCAGCCUGCUGAGAACAUUCAGGUUCCAGCUGCCAAAAGGAGUGAGAGGCGUCCACAGGAAGCCUAUAAUAGGGCUGACAGUCCGUCCUCGCCCCUACAAACUCUGCGCUGUUCCCCGCUGCAGCCACAUAAACAAUUAGGGGGGCUGAUCAACUACUGCAAUCUUCUCCUUUAAUCACUUCCUGGCAUCCUCACAUUCUUUCUUGGCUUGCUCAGUUGAGCUUCUCCAAUCUCUGAUGCCACUGGUUGAUAAAAGAAUUACCACCAGCGUAGCAAAUAUUCAUUGUUCCUCAUUCAUUGCUUGUGCACAAGUAUCUGGGACCGAUUUCUUGCAGUUUUCCUAUGUGUUUCAGAGACGGCAAGGGGUUAGCUGA